CCAAACAAAUGACCCUUGCGCAGCACUCCUCGAUCUCAAACCCUCCACCGGAAAUAAUUUCCCAGCCAUGGAUACCUCCCCGAACUCUAACCCUAGCCCCUCCCCCAAAUCCAACAUCUACCAUAUCAGCGGCGUCCCAGUGGAGUUCCCCUACAAACCCUAUGGCUCCCAGCUCGCUUUCAUGAGCCGCGUCAUCUCUACUCUCGAACGCGCGCGGCGGCAAGGCCAUUGCAAUGCUCUCCUCGAGUCCCCUACUGGCACCGGGAAAACCCUAUCCCUUCUCUGCUCUUCUAUUGCGUGGCAGCUGCACCAAAAUCGGCGCCAUCUAUCCAAACCCCCUUCUAGUGUUUCGGAGCCUAACGAGGUCGCUGAUCCUCUUAUUCACGGGGGCGGGUUCAUCCCUGAUCCCGAUCCAUCUGGGAAUACGGAGAUGCCGCAGCAAACAACGAAAGCUAAAGCUCACAAGAAGCUUCUGACUCCCACCAUUUAUUAUGCAUCGAGGACACAUUCUCAGAUCAGUCAAGUGAUUCGGGAAUACAGGAAGACAUCUUACCGCGUGCCAAUGGCUAUUCUGGCAUCACGGAAGCACUAUUGUACCAAUAAAUAUGUAUGUGGUAAAGAAAACGUGGACGAUGUAUGUAAAUUGCUCCUAAAGGACACCAUUGGAGGUUGCCUUGAGUUCAAAAAUGCAAACAAAGUCAGAAAUCAUCCUUCUCUUCAGAUUGGUGGGUGUUUUGAGGUUCAUGAUAUAGAGGACCUAGUAAGCAUUGGCCAACGUGUAAAAGGUUGUUCGUACUUUGCUGCUCAAACUCUUGCGGCUGAAGCACAGUUAGUCUUUUGCCCAUAUAGCUACAUCAUAAAUCCAAUUGUUCGGAGAGCUAUGGAUGUUGAUAUCAAAGGAUCCAUUCUAAUUCUUGAUGAGGCCCACAAUGUUGAAGACAUGGCGCGUGAUGGUGGAACUGUGGAUAUUGAAGAAGAUGUGCUACAUGCACUUCAGGCCGAAUUGGGGCAGUUGUGCAUGAAUGAUAAUCUUGAGAUGACAUACAGACCACUAUAUGAUGUCAUUCAGGGAAUUGUAGGUUGGAUCAAUAUCAGGAAAGAUAAUUUGCAGAGAUGUGAAUUUGAGCAUUAUUUGUCAACUUGGACUGGCGACAAGGCCAAGCAACAGCUUCAACAAAUUGGAAUUUCUCAACAAUACUUUCCUGUUCUUCAAGAAUGUGCCACAAAGGCCAUCAAAGCAGGAGCCGAGGCAGUUCCCGGUGAAACACAUUUAACUGGCAUUUCAUUAAUAACCCUUGAAGGACUAUUCUCCUCGCUCAGUUAUUUUUUCUCUGGAAAUGGAUGUCAUGCAAAUGAUUAUCAGCUUGCAUUGCAACGCUAUGUCAAGCGAGAUGGGAGUAAGUCAGAUAUAUGA
Phalaenopsis equestris is the source of this 1414-nucleotide messenger RNA. RefSeq names its product Fanconi anemia group J protein homolog. The transcript has 13 exons. Gene Ontology annotation, molecular function: DNA helicase activity; hydrolase activity, acting on acid anhydrides, in phosphorus-containing anhydrides; ATP binding. Gene Ontology annotation, biological process: nucleotide-excision repair; double-strand break repair involved in meiotic recombination. The record is from RefSeq and is a predicted model, not a curated record. The coding region runs from base 68 to 1414 and encodes 448 amino acids. Gene Ontology annotation, cellular component: nucleus. NCBI's taxonomy places the organism in Eukaryota, Viridiplantae, Streptophyta, Magnoliopsida, Asparagales, Orchidaceae.